Messenger RNA from Wyeomyia smithii (pitcher-plant mosquito), 594 nucleotides. RefSeq names its product protein Asterix. Lineage: Eukaryota; Metazoa; Arthropoda; Insecta; Diptera; Culicidae. The record is from RefSeq and is a predicted model, not a curated record. Gene Ontology annotation, biological process: protein insertion into ER membrane. The transcript has 3 exons. Gene Ontology annotation, molecular function: protein folding chaperone. Gene Ontology annotation, cellular component: endoplasmic reticulum membrane. The coding region runs from base 146 to 475 and encodes 109 amino acids.
AUUUUUUGUCCUUCUAAUUAGUCGAGCACAGGUAAGUACAAGAAGUACGACUUUCAGCUGAGGAUCAUAUACUUUAAUAGUAAAAAAUAAUAGUUUUUCGCGAUUUAUAUCUAGCUUUGCGAUAUACAAUCUAUUACUAAGAAUAAUGACUGCUACCGUGGAUCCACGUCGGCCAGACAAGGUAAAUCGUUACAAACCGGUCGACUCUGGAAACCAAGGUGCUGGCGUUGGAGAUGACUUGAUGCCCGAUUACAUGAAUAUCCUAGGAAUGAUAUUUUCAAUGUGUGGCUUGAUGAUGAAACUAAAGUGGUGCGCCUGGCUGGCUCUGUACUGUUCCUGUAUCAGCUUCGCGAAUUCACGUGUCAGCGAUGACGCCAAACAGGUUCUGUCCUCGUUCAUGCUAAGCGUUAGCGCUGUCGUGAUGUCCUACCUGCAAAAUCCGACACCAAUGACUCCGCCCUGGCAAUCAGUUUGAGUUUUUCAUUGUUAAUCUGACUUAGAUUUAAGAGACGAUUUGUGCGCUUUCGUUUUUUGCAUCUGUUGUGAAAAUUGGAGCAUUGUGCAUGGAACCAAAUAAACCUUAUUUGAAGAGAA